Molecule: messenger RNA, 4018 nt
Organism: Numida meleagris (helmeted guineafowl)
Lineage: Eukaryota; Metazoa; Chordata; Aves; Galliformes; Numididae
Gene: SGMS1
Product: sphingomyelin synthase 1
Exons: 6
Coding region: 1337-2578 (413 amino acids)
Biological process (GO): sphingomyelin biosynthetic process; ceramide biosynthetic process
Cellular component (GO): endoplasmic reticulum membrane; Golgi membrane
Molecular function (GO): ceramide cholinephosphotransferase activity; protein binding; sphingomyelin synthase activity
Source: RefSeq, a predicted model, not a curated record
GCAUUAAAACUUCAGUCGUUACAGCACUUGCUUUUCUCCUGCUUGUGUGUGCAGUCAUCAUCAGUGUAUUUGUCAGUGUGUGUUAAUUUUCAAGAGAGAAAGUGUCAUUAUUUUAUCUUUAAACGGUGCUUACUUAUCUCCAGGCAUUGCUUGUUUUAGCAAUACUUUUGCUAAUGGCUUUAUCACCUCAACUUUUUGGGGGUGCUGACUAAUGAUGCAUAGUUUGCAACUAAAAUGCCCCUACUGCAUGGGAAAAGAUUUGCAAAUCUCCUUGGCUCCAUGGAGCUGGUUGUGGUUUCUGAGAUGGCUGGUUAUUUCGCUGAUUUCUUUAGUGACUGUUGCCUUGGCAGCAAAGGUCCUCGCUUAGAGAAUAAAAGCACUGUGCAAGCAUGAGGAAGGCAUUUGGGAUCACUGGUCUAGAUUUUCCUUUUACAACAGCGUUCCUUCCCUUCUGUAAAUACUUCUGUUCCCUUUUCCCCAUCUUCCACCCAGGCCUUCCUUCAUUCAGGUGCCAAAGGGACAUCAGUGGGUCUUUUUCUGCUGUUUCUGUCUUGUCAGUGUUAAUGAUGGAAAGUAAUGCUUUUUGCUGCCAGUUUAGAAGUAGUAAGGUGUGGUGUGUUAAAUUGCAAGCCAGCUUUUAGAGCACGAUGACAGUUCUGUGGCCCACACAGCCAUCCCAGAGGCCUCUGCUGUACUUCCUGGGGUUGUCCAUCACUUGCUCAGCAGUGAACACAUGGACUUUGAAAUGAAAACCAAGAUCAUGACAUGUAGUGUGGGUCCUUAGUUAUCCUCCAAGCAGACCUGUAGGUGGAAAAUUGCGGACUCCUGCACCUUGGCCAGCAGGCCGAGAGCAGAGUUAUAGGCAGCAGCUGGUGUUAUUGCAGGCAGAUCUUGUCCUUUAAUCAAAGAGCCAUUUGCUCUCCAAUUUGGUUGUUGUGCUCAACUGCAUCUCCCAAAAAUGACGCAAAAGAGAUCUUGUUCUAUGAGGUUUCCUCGUGCUUAUAGAAUCUCCUGGUGUAACUGUGAUUUUGGUAUUCCAACCUCUCUGUGAUUGAAGUGGUGGAGGGAAACGCUUCACUUACCAGCACUCCCUGUUUUGAAAAUGGAAGAGGAUCUGAAGAAGAAUGCCAACAUGAAUAUGAAGUGAACCAUUUGCUACACUUGUCACAGCACCUUGGUGCUCACAUCAAAUGGUUAGAGACAGGGACUUGCCUCUUGCCAAACUGCUUCCUCAGAGAAGAUGAAGCCAAGGAGGAGCUUUCUGAUGCGCUGGAGCCGCAGUGACUGCAGCCCACUUUAAAAUUGAUGUAAAACUGUGCCCCAGCUGCCUGGCAGGAUGAAAGAAGUGGUGUUGUGGUCACCUGAGGAGGUGACGAAUUGGCUAAUGGAAAAUGCUGUGCCGGAGUACUGUGAGCCAUUGAAAAGCUUCACCGGGCAGGAUUUGAUCAACCUGACGGAGGAGGAUUUCAAGAAGACACCUCUCUCCCGAGUGUCGUCCGACAGUGGCCAGCAGCUAUUGCACAUGAUCGAGACUUUAAAAAUGGCUCAUCACAUAGAGGCUCACAAAAAUGGGCACGUCAAUGGGCACAUCCGUGUCAGCAUGAAAAAUACCACACAAGAAAAUGGCUUUAGCAGUAAAACAAAGCUGAACGGUGUGCCAAAUGGUUAUAAGAAGGAGAUGAUAAAGAUCCCCAUGCCAGAGCCAGAGCGCUUGCAGUAUCCCAUGGAAUGGGGGAAGACUUUCCUGGCUUUUAUUUAUGCACUUUUUUGUUUCAUCUUUACCACAGUGACUAUCUCAGUCGUUCACGAACGGGUGCCUCCCAAGGAGGUGCAGCCUCCCCUACCAGAUGCAUUUUUUGAUCGUUUUGAUCGGGUGCAAUGGGCCUUUUCUAUUUGUGAAAUUAACGGCAUGAUCCUUGUAGGACUGUGGUUUGUUCAGUGGCUGCUGUUAAAAUACAAGUCUAUAAUUAGCAGAAGAUUUUUCUGUAUAGUUGGCACAUUAUACCUGUAUCGGUGUAUUACAAUGUAUGUAACUACACUCCCAGUACCUGGCAUGCAUUUCAAGUGUUCUCCAAAGCUUUUUGGAGACUGGGAAUCUCACCUGCGAAGGAUAAUGAAACUGAUUGCUGGCGGAGGAUUGUCCAUCACAGGAUCCCACAACAUGUGCGGCGACUAUCUGUACAGUGGUCACACUGUCAUAUUAACUCUUACGUACUUAUUUAUCAAAGAGUAUUCCCCACGGCGACUCUGGUGGUAUCACUGGCUUUGCUGGACACUCAGCAUGGUUGGGAUGUUCUGCAUCCUCCUUGCUCAUGACCACUACACUGUGGAUGUGGUGGUGGCUUACUACAUCACUACAAGACUUUUCUGGUGGUAUCACACAAUGGCCAACCAGCAAGUGCUAAAAGAAGCUUCCCAAACCAACCUCCUUGCAAGGGUCUGGUGGUACAAGCCUUUCCAGUACUUUGAAAAGAAUGUCCAAGGAAUUGUACCUCGCUCCUAUCACUGGCCUUUCCCCUGGCUGGUGCUGCACCGGGGAAGGCAGGUGAAAUACAGCCGGCUGGUAAAUGACACAUAACAGCGUGUCGGCGGACAGAGGAAUGGGGGAAAGGGCCUGUCCCAAGUGCUAAGAACUCCAUGCAAGAAGAUGCCAUAAAAAAAAAUCCAACAACAAAAAACCCCAACCCCUCCCUAACGCUUUCUUUUAACAGUUCCCUUGACUUAACCUUUUCAGUUACCUGGUAAGCACUGUGAUCUUUUUUUUCUCUCCAAAGGAUCUGCGUUGGACAACAAUAAAGAAAAUUUAACUUAUCACGUACUGUUAUACAUUUCUUGUUAAUAGAUUUGGGAUUUACAUUGCCCAUCACCAUGUUCCUUUGUAUAUGAUGCGACAGCAUAAAUGAAAGCUUUUAUAUCAUAAGUUCUGGUCUUUCCAGUCACGUCUGGGAAUAAUGCAUAUUAUUUUCUUGGGAAAACAUACUUUUCAUAUCUCUUGCCCCAAAGAUUGGGCUGUAAGCCAUUUUCUAGCUAAUGACUAUGUGAAGGUUUCUGAAUACCUGCCUUGGGUAAAAUCGAGAAAUCUUUCUACCUGUUGCACCGCGAUACAAACAAGGUGAUAGACACAGGAAGGCUUGGUAAUCUUGAUUUUGUAGAAUCUGCAGUGACUGUGUCAAAAAGUGAAAAAAAAAAAAAAAGGGUUGUAAAGUGAUUUUCUAAGUAUUUCCUAACUUUAUUUUUCAAAAUGUGUAUGAAAAUUAAAUUUAAAAAGAUUUUUACAUGUCAGAGAAUAGAGUUAAAAUUUAAAGAAAAUGCUUCUUGGGAGAGAGAGAUUUGUCUAUGUUUCUAGUGCCUUUCUUGUCUUGAUUGUAUGGUCAGUAGGCAGUCUUAAAUGUUUUUAUUUAAAAUAAAGUAUUCCAUGAAAGCAGAAUUAUAUAUACUGUAUAAUUACUAAUUUUUGCAUUUAUAGCUAAAUUAAACUGGAAAUUUGCUUAUAAUGUUGAAAUUGCCAUGGGUAGGGACAAACCAAAUAAGAAGGGUCAGAUCUUGUUCACACAUUGUGAGCAGAUCGUACUAAAAGAAAUCACUUUAUUGUCUACUUGGUAGCUGUAUUUUAAUGAGAAAACAGCCAUGAAUUCCUGUUAAGAAUUUUACAAGUGAUCACUGAGUGAACUACGAAUGGUUUCUCCAUCCCAUAUUGAGCUGUUGUUGGAAAAACAACAAAGAUAAUCUAUUUCUUUAAAAUAUUUGUGCAGAAACUGCAUGUAACUAUAAGUUUCACUCCUACCAUACAUACUGUAUGUUUGGGGAAGUAUUCUAUUCUAAACUUGCCAAUGUGCAGAACAAAAUAGUUUUUUUAAGAAUGAAGAAGAGAAAAAAAAAUAUAAAUAUAUAUAUAUACAUUCUGUAUUUUACGUGAAGCAGAGUUAUCUUCUGUAGGGUUUUUGUGUAUUCACAAGGUGAUAUUUGUAUUGUAAAACAACAACGGUGAAGGAAAAUAAAAAGGCUUUUGAAAAAUGUA